GUCAUCAGUCACCUUUCCUAACCUCUCACUGCUUUCGCUCCACGGAUGUCCCGGUAUCUUUGGUACAGUGUAACUGGUGCAAUAAUUGAUUACCGGUGAUCUAAUCGCGCGUGAACAAUAACAUGAUGUCGCGGUCAGUGCGCGCGGAGACUCGUAGUCGUGCCAAGGAUGACAUUAAACGUGUAAUGCAAGUAGUUGAUAAAGUUCGCCAUUGGGAAAAGAAAUGGGUUACAAUAGGAGAGACAACUAUGAAAAUAUAUAAAUGGGUUCCAAUCUCGACACUCGAUCAGAAGAAAAAAGGAAAGACAGUUUCUGACAAGGAAAAUGGUUUACCAAGAAAAGGAGGAAUAGAGUCAUCAAAUUCUAAUUUUGGUCUUACAGAAGAUUCCAAUACGUGUUUCUCUACUGUUAGUGAUUCUCAAGGACUGACAGAUUUCUCUGCACAUUUGGGCUUUUCAGAAGACUCGAAUUCACAAAACAGCGAACCUGCACCUAAGAGAUUAAAGACUGACUAAUGUUUGAUCCACAAUCAGCAUCAC
Molecule: messenger RNA, 539 nt
Organism: Cyphomyrmex costatus
Lineage: Eukaryota; Metazoa; Arthropoda; Insecta; Hymenoptera; Formicidae
Gene: BCL7-like
Product: chromatin remodeling complex subunit BCL7B-like protein
Exons: 4
Coding region: 123-515 (130 amino acids)
Source: RefSeq, a predicted model, not a curated record